This is a messenger RNA of Erythranthe guttata (spotted monkey flower), 2224 nucleotides long. Its product is annotated as calcium-dependent protein kinase 34. Gene Ontology annotation, biological process: protein phosphorylation. Gene Ontology annotation, molecular function: ATP binding; protein kinase activity; calcium ion binding. Lineage: Eukaryota; Viridiplantae; Streptophyta; Magnoliopsida; Lamiales; Phrymaceae. The record is from RefSeq and is a predicted model, not a curated record.
UAAAAUUUUAAUUGUAGCCAAAAAAAGACAAGAGAGACACAAAACUGAAAGUAUUUGUUUGGAUUAUAGGUGCUAUAAUCUCUGUCAUCCCAUAAUUACGCCUCUCUCUCUCCUCAAACUUCUCCAUGCACGCAUUCUUCUCUCUCUCUCUAAAACAACCACACCCCCAAAACAAAUCUUUCUCGAUCAAACCUUCUUCCUCCUCUGGGCGCCGGCCAGCCAACCUGCACCGCCGUCUCCCUUCUUCUCUCUCUCUCUCUCUCCCCUCCUCCACCCUAGUCGUCCCACACCGACAUUCCUUCCAAUAAUGGGUAGCUGCUGCUCCCGGGGCACAACCGAAGACGCUCCGGCGGACCCAACCGCCACCGCCACUUCCACCGACGGCGCCGACGGAGCAGCAACAACGGCAAACCCCUCCACCACCCCACCAAGAACGCCGCCGCAGUCCUCCCCGAAGCCGUCGUCGAAGUCGACCCCCGUGGGCCCGGUCCUUGGCCGCCCCAUGGAGGACGUACGCUCCACGUACACGAUGGGAAAAGAGCUGGGCCGCGGGCAGUUCGGCGUGACCCACCUCUGCACACACAAGCAAUCGGGGGAGCAGUUCGCGUGCAAGACAAUCGCGAAGAGGAAGCUGGCGAACAAGGAGGAUAUCGAGGACGUGCGGCGGGAGGUGCAGAUAAUGCACCACCUGACGGGGCAGCCGAACAUCGUGGAGCUGAAGGGCGCGUACGAGGACAAGCACUCCGUCCACCUCGUCAUGGAGCUUUGCGCCGGCGGGGAGCUCUUCGACCGCAUUAUUGCCAAGGGGCACUACACCGAACGCGCCGCCGCGUCGCUGCUGAGGACGAUCGUACAGAUCGUGCACACGUGUCACUCGAUGGGGGUCAUCCACCGUGAUCUCAAGCCGGAGAACUUCUUGCUCCUCAACAAGGACGAGAACUCCCCUCUCCAGGCCACCGAUUUCGGCCUCUCCGUUUUCUUCAAAGAAGGGGAAGUAUUCAAAGACAUAGUGGGGAGUGCAUAUUACAUAGCACCAGAGGUGUUGAAGAGAAGAUAUGGUCCUGAAGUUGAUAUCUGGAGUGUUGGAGUUAUGCUCUACAUCCUUCUUUCCGGUGUUCCUCCUUUUUGGGCUGAAUCCGAAAACGGAAUCUUCAACGCGAUCCUACGUGGCCACGUUGAUUUUAGUUCCGAUCCGUGGCCUUCGAUUUCCAACGGAGCCAAGGAUCUCGUGAGGAAGAUGUUGAAUUCGGAUCCUAAGCAAAGACUCUCAGCUUUUCAAGUUCUAAAUCAUCCGUGGAUAAAGGAAGAUGGAGAAGCGCCCGAUACUCCACUUGACAAUGCAGUUCUGAAUAGGCUCAAGCAAUUUAGAGCUAUGAAUCAAUUCAAGAAAGUUGCACUCAGGGUAAUAGCCGGUUGCUUAUCGGAGGAAGAAAUAAUGGGAUUGAAAGAAAUGUUUAAAGGAAUGGAUACAGAUAACAGUGGAACAAUAACUCUAGAAGAGCUAAAGCAAGGUUUGGCCAAACAAGGUACAAAGCUGUCCGAAUACGAAGUCAAGCAGUUGAUGGAAGCUGCUGAUGCCGAUGGGAAUGGAACGAUAGACUACGAAGAGUUCAUUACAGCAACGAUGCAUAUGAACAGAAUGGAUAGAGAAGAGCAUCUAUACACAGCAUUCCAGUACUUUGAUAAAGAUAAUAGCGGGUAUAUUACCAUAGAAGAACUAGAGCAGGCACUCCGAGAGAUGGGCAUGGAGGAUGGCAAGGACAUAAGGGAAAUCAUCUCUGAAGUCGACGGUGAUAAUGAUGGAAGGAUAAACUACGAUGAAUUUGCAGCAAUGAUGAAGAAAGGGAAUCCAGAUUCAGCGGCAAAUCCAAAAAAACGAAGAGAAGGAGUGUUCGUUUCGUAGUCAAGAAGAAAUUAAAAUGUCCGAUAUCUAAUUAAAAAAAUUCAUUGGAGGGAAAAGAUAUCCAAUAGUGGAUGCAGUUACAUCUGAUUGAUUUUAAAGGGGUUCAUUAGUUUGCUCAGAUUACUGCAUGCAUGCAUGCAUGCCUGCCUCUCAGUUCUAACAUGUAAAACACGAAAAGUAGAAAACGAAAAAGAAAAAGAAAAAAAUGGCGGGAGGGCCUUCAUAUGUUUAUGAAUGUAACAAUUAGUUAACAUUAGAUAGCUACAUUUUAUGUUGUUGUAUAUGAAUCAAUUUUCAUAGAGAAAAACCAAUUUUUUUUUU